Molecule: messenger RNA, 1797 nt
Organism: Caenorhabditis remanei
Lineage: Eukaryota; Metazoa; Nematoda; Chromadorea; Rhabditida; Rhabditidae
Exons: 9
Coding region: 1-1797 (598 amino acids)
Biological process (GO): cGMP biosynthetic process; receptor guanylyl cyclase signaling pathway
Cellular component (GO): membrane
Molecular function (GO): peptide receptor activity; guanylate cyclase activity
Source: RefSeq, a predicted model, not a curated record
AUGAAAAAGAUUCCGUUUUUCAUACCAUUCCUUAUCCUAUUAUUCCAAUCCCCACUAUCUGGAGAUGGUGCUAUUUUACAAGUGGGAUUUCUGGCCGCCGCUGAUAACUCCACGGAGUUGGCGCCGUUCAUUGGUUGGAGUAACGUAGCUGGAGCUCUCGGCGUCGCGUGGAGCAGAAUUGUGGAGUACGGAUUACUUCCACAGUAUGAGACGAUGAACCUCACUUGGGUACUAACCAAUUGUCGGGAAGCAGAUGCAGUUGGUUCGGUUAUCAACUACGCGGAAGGACAUGCUCAUGUUGUUUUAGGACCGCCAUGUACAAGGCCCGCCCAAGUCGCUGGAUCCGUUGCCAAGUACCUCGACUUCCCACUAAUUCUGUGGGGACCCCCAUUCGACUCAAGUCUUCUCAACCAAUUCGAGUAUCCUACCAUUGCAUCGACCACGUCCAGUACCCUUUAUCAAGCGAAGUCCCUGAUGCGUAUGCUUUCCUACUUCAAAUGGUCUGAAAUUGCGUUGAUUUAUUAUGUGGCAAGAUCAGAUCUGAUUCCACGUUGCACACCAUUGAUUUCUGAUUUUGAGACAUUGGUGAAUAGCAAUGACAACUUGACGAUUACCUACAGAAGACAGAUGAGUGUGAUCACUAAUACAAGUUAUGCGACAGUGCUGAGAAAUUUGAAGGAGUUGGCCAGAGUCGUCGUUGUCUGUCUGGAAUCCGACGAAGCCCGUCGAAACCUUAUGAUUUCCAUUGCGGAAAACGGAAUGGAUACCAAUGAAUAUGUCUAUCUGAUGAUUGAAUCAAGACGUGCCGGAUUUUCCACUACAUUUUGGAAUGGUACUGAUGGAAAAAAUGAUUUGGCGAUACGGGCGGCCAGGAAGUUUUUGGUCAUGGAUAACCAAAAAUAUAAUGAUACAACUACUUUUGUCCAGGAAGUGCAGACAGCGUUUUCGAGAGCACCGUUUAAUUGUCCGAAUUGUACAAAUAUUAGUGAGGACAUCCGGAUAUUUGGAUGUAGAUACACAGAAAGAGUUACAGGUCCCACAAUAUCUCAAGUCGGUCCUCUUGGUGACGCUUUGCUUCUCUAUGCAUAUGCUCUGAAUAGAUCUAUCGCUGCUGGAAAUCCUACACCAACUGGAUCAGAGAUUUGCAAUGUGGCAAAAGGAAUGGAAUUUUUAGGUUUCACUGGAAAAGUGAUCGUCAACCAGAACUCAACGCGUACUCCAAUUUUCGUUGUCUACAAUAUUGAUACCAAUGAUAAAGAGUUUGCAGUGAUGACGAUUGCAGAAGAUUUAGAUGAUUCGUCGGAUCCGGUAGCCUCGAGCAUCACACUUACCGCUACCGCCGCGAAAAUAUGGGAAACAUGGGGUGGCACUGCUCCGUUGAGUACUCCAAUCUGUGGGUUUACUGGAACGGACUGUCCAAAGUCGUUCACCGAUCAAUACCUGGCUAUUAUUCUGGGAUGCACUGCGGCUGCAUUGGUAUUGAUUGUGGCCGUUAUUUCUACAGUUGUGUUUUUAGUGAGAUCCAAGCGCCAAGAGGAAGAACGUCUCAACCAGCUCUGGCAAGUUCACUUCGCGACUCUUGUGAAACCACCGCAGAAAAAUACGAUGCACAGCUCAAGAAGUCUUCAAAGUACAGUAACCACUAGUACCAAAGUGACGAUUAACUCAAAGAAAGACACUGAAAGACACAGUUUCUUCUUUUUGAACAAUGACUCAGUGGUUGCAAGAAAGCAUAACUUCAGGGCGGUUUUCACCAAGAAUGACAGGGCGAUGUUCAGAAAGGUGAGGAUCAACUGA